AGGCCUUUUCUUUUACCAAAAAAACUUUCAAAACCCAUACUGUUUUGCACUCCCUUCUCCCAAACAAUAUCACACUGUUUUUUCUGGUACCGUCUCCUUAUUGUUUCAAUUCUCCAUUGAUUACUGCGCAAACAUAUUGUAUAAUAAUAAUAUGUGGGGUUUAUCUAAAGACUCAUCUCACCUUUCAAACAAGAAGCAUAAGCAGGAAAAAGAAGGAAGAUUAACAGAGAAUUUCAGGGUAGAGAAUUUUAUCCCUGGCCUUAUUAUUGGUUUCAUUUUUGGGUUGUUUCUGGAUUUAACAAAUCCCACUAAAAACUCUAUCAAGAAGAAGAACUUUUUGCCUGGAAAGUCACAGCAGCAAAGUUUGGUCUCGAAUAAUGGUGACCGUGAGCUUAAAAUGGUUUUCGUAGUUAGACAGGAUCUGAAGAUGGGUACAGGAAAGAUUGCAUCUCAAUGUGCUCAUGCAGCCACUGGCAUCUACUCGGAGCUGUUGCAGAGCCAACGGUCAGUUUUAAGUAGAUGGGAGCAAUGCGGGCAGCCUAAAAUAGUUGUCGCGUGCAAAAAUCAACAAGAAAUGAAUAAGCUACAGGAAACAGCUGAUAGCUUUGGCCUUCCAACAUUUGUCGUUGCAGAUGCUGGAAGAACACAGGUUUUGGCUGGAUCAAAGACUGUUCUCGCAAUUGGACCUGGGCCGAAAGCAUCCGUGGAUUCAGUUACCGGGAAACUGCACCUGCUUUAACAAUCUGGAAAAAGUGAUCUGAUUGGUAUGAAUUUGCCAAUUUUCUUUGCGACCUUUCUUCAUAUUCCCGAACCAUCAAUCUCUUUCUACCGCUGUAGCAUGUGGUCUCUGAUCAAGGUGGGCAAGAAGUUUCCAAACAAGAAAUUCUUAUAACUGGGAGGAAGACUAUUUGAAGAUGCAUACAUUGUUCCGACCCCGUGGCUUGUGUAUCAUUCCAUUAUCUGCUGAGAGGAAUGGAAUGAAGAGAGAAAUUACUCAUAACCUAUAUGUUGUAUGAGCAUAUGUAUUUAAAUUCCUUCUAGUACAUGUAAACUGCCUGCAACUCAUUAUGAAUUGUUUCCUCUCUGCUAUUUUCGUGGAA
Molecule: messenger RNA, 1100 nt
Organism: Mercurialis annua (annual mercury)
Lineage: Eukaryota; Viridiplantae; Streptophyta; Magnoliopsida; Malpighiales; Euphorbiaceae
Exons: 8
Coding region: 152-739 (195 amino acids)
Cellular component (GO): mitochondrion; cytosol
Molecular function (GO): peptidyl-tRNA hydrolase activity
Source: RefSeq, a predicted model, not a curated record